Molecule: messenger RNA, 774 nt
Organism: Aspergillus mulundensis
Lineage: Eukaryota; Fungi; Ascomycota; Eurotiomycetes; Eurotiales; Aspergillaceae
Product: oxidoreductase, short chain dehydrogenase/reductase family superfamily
Exons: 3
Coding region: 1-774 (257 amino acids)
Molecular function (GO): oxidoreductase activity, acting on the CH-OH group of donors, NAD or NADP as acceptor
Source: RefSeq, a predicted model, not a curated record
AUGAGCAAGAACGUACUCAUCGUCGGAGCUACAAGAGGGCUAGGAGCCUCCCUCCGCAAACUCUACGCCGCCAAGGCCUCAACCCAAGUCUUCGCAACAGCCCGAUCUAACAAAGCACCUGACACCAACUCCCAGUCUAAUGUCUCCUGGCUUCAGAACGUCGACCUUACAAAGCCAGAUGUCGGCGAGAAACUAGUCUCGCAACUCCCGUCGUCAACCAAGCUUGCAACAGUGAUAAUCACCGCCGGCUACUUUGGCCUCGAAUCAUUCGAUAGUCCAGAUUGGGAUAAGCAGGUGCAGAUGUAUACUACGUCUGCAAUUGCACCGGUCUUUGUUGUUCAGAAGCUCGUCAAAUCUGGCUUCUUAAAUGAGGGAAGCAAGGUGAUUCUGGUCAGCAGCGAGAGCGGCAGUAUCACGCUUCGUCAUGAGAAAGAGGGUGGAGGCAACUAUGGCCACCAUGCUAGCAAGACAGCGCUCAAUAUGGUGGGGAAGCUGCUGAGUUUGGACCUGAAGCCAAACGGCAUCGCUGUGGGCUUGGUGCAUCCAGGGUUCAUGCGGACGGAGAUGACGAAGGGCGUCGGGUUUGAUAAGUUCUGGGAUGAUGGUGGAGCGGUCACUCCGGACGAGGCCGCCAAGUCACUCGCCUUGUUUGUUGACGAGUUCGAUAUCAGCAAAACGGGCGAAUACUGGGCACCACGGGGGCCUGGGGAUAUCGGAACUGCGGAACCUGUACUAGGCAGUAAUUUGCCUACUCCUUUGCAACUGCCUUGGUAG